Molecule: messenger RNA, 2859 nt
Organism: Acyrthosiphon pisum (pea aphid)
Lineage: Eukaryota; Metazoa; Arthropoda; Insecta; Hemiptera; Aphididae
Exons: 2
Coding region: 620-1783 (387 amino acids)
Source: RefSeq, a predicted model, not a curated record
GUAUAUUAAUCGUUAUUAUUAUUCUGUUGCAAAAUAUUGUAUAAUAUUAAUCAGUCUACUAAUAUUUAAUACUUUAAUAAGUCUUGACUCUUGAACUCUGUAUGGAAUUACCACGAUCAUAAUAUGAUUUUAAUCGUUGGCCAUUACAUUACAAAACAAAUAUUGUUCUUAUUUAAUGAUGGUCCAUGGUAUAUAUUUUCUAUGACAAAAUAUAUAUACCUUGUCAUCAUCAUGCAAACUGAUUUUACUGUGUAGUGUCUUCAGUUGUGUACUCUUGUGUCUAUACUGUUUACGGAUCUACACAAUACACCUACGUGGCUACAUGAUACAUAGUAUUAAUUCAUAUUAGUUUGUCAUAGUAGUUAUUCCAUAUUAUAAUUAUUUACAUCCGCAUGAUCACCCAUUGAUAAAACUCUUCAGAAAUUGGAAGAUCAUAGUCAAUUGAUUACGAUUCUCGUGAACUGUAUAGUCUGCCAGGCGACCAGGCAGUUGUUUCACCUUAGAAAGUGGAAAUUCGAAACGCCUCACACAGUCAAAUAUUCAAAUACACCAAGGACGACCAGAUAGAUGACAACACUACAACAGCAAUUCUUGUAAAAUAUAUAUUUUAUAGGCAGAAAUGAAUAGAGACAAUAGAGUACCAAUGAUGGGCAGUCCAAACUCAGUGAUGGACUAUGUCAAGGAACUAAGAAAUGGUGCGUAUCGGCCAGUGACAAUUUUUACACCUCCGAGUUCUACAGUAGGACCGUGGAUGGGAAGAAGGGAAGAAAUACCAUUGUUUUUCAUACCAAAUGUAGUAGAGGACCUCUUGGAAUUUAAAAAGUCUCUGUUUUACUUAGCAUCAAAGAACCACAAGUUCGAAAGUUUAGAAGUCCUCAUAAUAUAUAUUAAUAUGAUACUAGCUGGAUUUGGUAAUAUGAGCACGAAGAUUCAUCAAACGUUGAUGAACUCACGUUUUAAAGUAAUAAACUAUAAUAAGGGAUUAACAGAAGAAUGGAUAAACAAAUGGGACAAAGAUUAUGUAUUGAGAAAAGAUUAUAAAGAUACAGAGUUUACUGAAGAAAUUUCUGAAACACUAAUGGGCAUAUACUGGAAUUUUAUAACCAGAAAACCAAACAUAAGACAAUGGGUUGAAAAGAGUAAGCCUGUAUAUUCCAAAGCAUGUUUAGUAGAUGAAAAUAAUCAAAGCUUAGAAACUUUAAAUCCCAAUCUACGAUUCGCAGAAGUAGUCAGCCGUGAAAUGUGUGGAUGGUUUAGAAUGAAAAACGAGAUUUUUCUAAUUAUUCAAACUCUAUCAAAAAUAUCAAAUCACGAGCUAAGUGUUAUCUCUAAGAUCACCAUGGACUAUUUUAUGAUGGCUGAAAUGGAAGGGUUCGCGAUGGUUGUAGAUAUCUUGAGCAGGGAACCCGAAUUAUGUACUCUGAAGAGAAUAGACAAGCGUUUUGAAAAUUAUAACUUAAAAUUAGCUGUGGAUACAUUCCUUGAAAUGGGCGAUCAUGCCCCUUUUUGCGCCUUUAUAUAUGAACCAUAUAUUUCAGAUGAAUUGAAAAAUUUUAAAGCUUCGAGAAUACAAGGAUAUAUAGACAUGGCCAAUGAGAUAGCUAUCACGGAGGGAAAACCUUCCUUUAGGAGUAAUCAAGUUUUUCAGGUAUUUAAUGAUGAGUUCCUUCAGAAAUGUAAAAAUGUUGUUAAUCUGAUUAAGGCCACUUCAGCCAGACACAUUCUGACUUUUGAAGAUGAAUUAAAUCAGUUUACAAAAAAAUCUCAAAAUUGCAUAGCUUAAGAAAUCAUUAUUGUCUAACAAUAUAUUCUAUCAGCCUAACUCGUAAGGUGACAACUAAAUUUUGUUUUUAUGGUAUAGUUGUAUAAUUACAUAAUUAAUACUCACAGAUAUUACAGAAACAAUAUAUUUAUGUAUCAAUCCAUCUACAUAUUAUAUUAAUACAUAAUUAUUAAUUGUUAUAAAUGUUUAAAAAUUUAAUAUAAAUAUAAUAUGUAUACCUACCUAGGUAGGUAAUUUGUUUAUAAAUACAAAGUGUGUUCAUGAUAAUAUACUUAGUAUACCUAUAUAUUAUAUACUGAUUUCCAGAUUCCAUUUAAAUGUGUUUCAACUCAGAUUUAAGUAUAAAAAUAUCUAUUAUUUCAUGAUCAGAUCAUAAUGCUAUCAGUGGUCAAUUACAUACAGGUCUUAAUUUUAUUUAUUCAAUAUGGGUCAGUUUUUUUUUUAUAUAAAAUUCUAAUGUAUUUUAUUCUGUUGUAUUAUCAGAAAUAAAAAAAAGUAAGUGGAUUAUUCAGUUAUUUUGGUCAAAAUGCAGUUUUAAGUUUUAUUAACGGAUUAAAAUCUGAAUCCUAAUGAUAUAAUUCACUAAGAUAUGUAUCAAAAAUCUAUACUAUGAUGAUGUUCCAUAAUAUGAAUAUACAAAUUAUGCAUCAACUUCGAAUACCUUAGGAAAAAUCUUUGAAACAUGAAUUAACAGAGUUCAUAUUAUGCACUAUGCAGUAAGUAACAUCAUAAAAAGCAAUUGAAAUAAAGCAAAAUAGCACUAAGUUUAAAUUAAAAUAAUGUAAAUUAUAAAUCAUUUUUUUUUUUAUAUACUAUAGUAUACUGAAUUAUUUCAAGAAACCUAACCUAACCGUUCUAACUAAUUAUGUACCUAUAUCAAAACAAAAAAAGACACAACAGAAUAGUAAUGCAAAAUUAAUUUUAAAAUGUGUGCUCACUAUAACUCUACGCCUUGUUAUUUCUUAUCCAUAUUGAAUAAAUAAAAUUAAUUUAAUCUGUCUCACAUUAUAGUUUAUAUAAAGUAAAGUAAAUUUUCAGAUAUUUCAAAUACGAAAAUAAAACACAUUUUAUUUAAC